AUGGGGAAGUUGCGUGACUUGUGGCACGGCGACUCUGAGCGUGCGGUCAAUGCUCCACAGCCGGUGCGUGUCGCGCCCGGUUGGAAUGUGCAGCCCGAGGCGCUGCCCGCCAAACCCCUCGCCCCGCGCAGGCGGAAGUACGUGCAUGUGCGGCCGAACAACCGUGACGCGGUGGCGCUGCCGCACCCCGGCCAGAGUUACAACCCGCUGCACGACGACCACCAGGACGCGCUGCGAGUGGCGGUGAGGAAGCUGGAGCGGAAGAAGACGGCGGAUGAGAAGUUUGUCGCCAUGAUGACAAAUGGCCGCGACGUGCCCAUCACAGGGAAUUUUUCGGCGGACAAGACGUGGGAGGAGGAGGUCCAGGAGCGGCCCCAAAAGACGCAAAAGAAGGAGAAAAGCACGGAGAAGGAGGAAUGCAAGAAGAAGAAAAAGAAAAAGGAUAAAAAAAAGAAGGCAAAGAAGACCUCGGUGCAGGCUGCCAGGCGCGCCCUUCCACAUCGCCGCCACCCGAAGCGUGAGAUUGCGUUAAAGGAGGCAGAUGCGCUUGAUGACAUUAUUGUCGAGCAUCAACAGCGAGAAAAGCGGCGUGAAGCAGCUAGGGAGCGGUGCCGCGCAGCGAAGCGUGAGAAAAUGCAGGUGAAAAGUUUUGGUCGUUACCAUCACACACCGUUGGCUUUGGAUGUUGCGCCGACAGACAAACUUGUUGGAUCGCUGCGACAUUUGAAUGGUGGUUAUAUUCACCCUCUCACGGAAAGAAUGAAGUCAUUGGAGGAACGCAACCUUGUGCCGGCCCGCAUGCGGCACACAUACAACAAGCGAAAGGUGCUGAAACCAAAGGGCGAGGUGCGUGUGAAGCGUGAGACGUUUGGUGUGAUGCCCGAGACGACUUUCUAG
Molecule: messenger RNA, 897 nt
Organism: Trypanosoma cruzi
Lineage: Eukaryota; Euglenozoa; Kinetoplastea; Trypanosomatida; Trypanosomatidae
Exons: 1
Coding region: 1-897 (298 amino acids)
Biological process (GO): rRNA processing; ribosomal large subunit assembly
Cellular component (GO): nucleolus
Molecular function (GO): 5S rRNA binding
Source: RefSeq, a predicted model, not a curated record